Messenger RNA from Thamnophis elegans (Western terrestrial garter snake), 1472 nucleotides. RefSeq names its product angiopoietin like 5 (gene ANGPTL5). NCBI's taxonomy places the organism in Eukaryota, Metazoa, Chordata, Lepidosauria, Squamata, Natricidae. The transcript has 8 exons. Bases 51 to 1214 code for a protein of 387 amino acids. The record is from RefSeq and is a predicted model, not a curated record.
UCAAGGCAAUUUGAAACCGUUUGAAAAAUGUUUAUUCUUCCAACUCAGACAUGAUCUAUCCUAAUAGAUCUACCUCACUGAUCUUCCUAAAUAUUAUAUUUUUGAUUUGGGCGGAUUCGAUAGUUCAUAGUGUUGAGCCAUGUUCUGCAACGGGCAAUUCCACAGCAACUGUAGUGAUGGAGUCCGCCAGUCUAAUAACAAAAAAUAUCUCCACGGACAAUUUAGAGAAGAAAAAGAGUGAGGCAUCCUCUGAUUCUCAACCUAAACUAUUAAGGGAAGAAAAACACUAUAUGUGUCGGAAAUUGCAGAAUUCUCUAAUUGAAUAUGCAAGAAGUACUAAGAAGAUGAUACGGAACAUGAUGGAUGAUCACCAGUCAUCUCUAGAUUAUCUCUCCAAUCAGAUUAAUGAACUUAUGAGCCGAGUUAUGCAAUUAAAUGCAGACAUGUCCAGAAAACCAAUUGAUGUAUUUCCCCAUCGAGCAGUCCAGUCUCAUGGUUUAGAUUGCAGUGAUAUUAAAGAUACCAUUGGAUCAGUUACAAAAACUCCAAGCGGUUUAUAUAUAAUCCACCCAGAAGGAGCAAGUUAUCCAUUUGAGGUUUUGUGUGAAAUGGACUUUAGAGGAGGAGGAUGGACAGUGAUUCAGAAGAGAACGGAAGGAACAGUUGAGUUUCAAAGGACAUGGUCUGAAUAUUUGGAUGGAUUUGGCGACCUUUCAGGGGAAUUUUGGCUUGGCCUCCGAAAGAUUUUCCACAUAGCAAACCAGAAAGCAACCAGUUUCAUGCUUUACAUAGACUUGGAGUCUGAAGAUGACAUGUACGCGUACGCAUCGUAUGACAGUUUUUGGCUAGAGGACGAACUGUGCUCCUUCAAAAUACAUCUAGGACGUUAUUCUGGAAAUGCUGGUGAUGCAUUUCGGGGAAAUAGAAAAGAAGAUAACCAGGAUACAUUACCUUUCAGUACCUUUGAUGUGGAUAACGAUGGCUGCAAUCCAGCCUGCUCUCUUCAAGAACCACCUAUCAAGAGCUGCAGUAACUUUAGUGAGAACACAGGCUGGUGGUUUAACCAAUGUGGUCUCGCAAAUCUUAAUGGUGUCCACCGAUUCACAAGGAAGUUGCUGGUAUCAGGUAUCCGGUGGGACACCUGGAAGGUUGAGAACAAGCCAGUCAAAAUUAAAUCUGUGUCAAUGAAAAUCAGAAGAACAUAUUUCAGAUAAGAGGAUACGUCUUUAACAUUCAGAAAUUAGGCUGUCUAAUAGCACUUCUCACUCUAAUAUGCAUAACAUUUUAGUCAGGGGUGGGAUUGAAAAAUGUUAGCGAUUGAUUCUCUGCCCGGUUGCUGAGUGGGUGUGGCCAUGGUGGGCAUGGCCUUUUCAGCCGUCUGUACCAUGGUGGGGGGAGAGUGUUUUCACCCUCCCAGAUUCUGGAUGCUUUCUUUGAGCCUCCAGGAGGGAGAAAAUGGGCCCCCGGGCUCC